AUGAAGAUUCCCCUGCCGACACAAAGUUAUGAACAACAAGAACAUUUAGUUAGUACUGACGAGGAAGAGGAAGAUGAUUUUUCAUCAUCUCUUUCGUAUUGUUCCUCUUCGUAUGUGAUGGACCAAAUUAUGAUGAAAAGGAAGAAUUCGUUUAGUGGUGGUAGUUAUGGAGCAGCACAUCAACAAUUGUAUGGUAAUGAAGAGGAGGAAAGGAAUCAUGUCAUUUGGUGUGAUGUGUGUAAACAGGAAGGAUUUGAAGAAGCUGCCACUCAUUACUGUUCAACAUGUUUCAAGGAAAAUCAGAAAGAUAAGAGUAAUCGAGUGAUUGUUGUUCAACAAAAUGAUGAAAGGGAGAGUUUGGAAGAAGAGGAAGACGAAUCGAAUGUAACAAUAUGUCACUAUUGUCAAUAUCAUGCCAAUAGACAUAAUAGGAGAGAUCCACUGCAUCAAAUAGUGUCCAUUAGACAGGAAAGGAUAUUUGCAUCAUCGAGCUUGUUACGUUCUGGUUCAUUCAUGUCGAGUGCUUCAUCUUUUGAUUCGAACAUGUCCAAUUCAUCACCAAUUCCUUUUUUCACAACUGGUAGUACAUCAACUGGACCACUGUUCAAUUAUGGUUGUAAUGGUAAUAACAGCAGUAGUAAUAACAUGUUGGCGAGUAGUAAUAUUGUCAGAUAUUGUUUUAAACAUGAAGAGGCCAUUCCACUUAAUACCUACUGCAGAACUUGUGAAUUGGUAAUUUGUUCUCAGUGUGCCUUGUCCAAAGCACAUAAAGGACACUUGAUUGAGUUAAUCAAGGAUGUAGAAAAUAGUGAAAGAAUGCAAUUGGGUGAACAUGUUAAGGUUCUUAAACAAUCAUUCGAAGAAUGGGAAGAGGAGUUCAGUGUCCAUGAUGAAGACUUGGAGGAAGAACUGACACUAAUUGAUGAACGAGAAGAAUCACUCACAUAUCAGAUUAAUUUAGCAUUUGAUGAAAUGAAGGAAUGUCUAGAAAAGAGAAGAAAUGUUCUCAUAGAACAAGUGGAACAAUCAUCUCAUGAAAACAAACAAUCUGUUCAUAACAUUCUCAAAAUGAAGAAGGAAUCCAAAGAGUUACUUGGAGAGUUUGACAAUUUGGAAGAGAUGAGUGGAUUUGAUGUAAUUGAUAAAAAGUUGAAUAGACUCAAUCUUAUCAUUGUACUAUACGAAAAGAUGCAAAAAGAAUUCAAGACGAGAAAACUCUCUGACCUUCAUAGAAUAUCUCUGGACAAGUUUGCAAGUAGGAAGAAUAUUAUUCAACAUCACAUUGAUGAGCUAGGUCAAGUUGUCAAGAAGACAAAUGAUGAUUCUGGUCCAUCAUCGACUUCUGUACCUAUCAAUUUCAAACAUAUAGAAACUAUUGGAUCAGCUAGCAAUUCAAAUAAUAAGCAUGUGCAGUUUAGCUUUCCAUCCGAUGUUAAAAUUUCUCAUCAACAUGCAUGUAUUGUUGUAGCAGAUUUUGGCAACAAGAAGAUUCGUGUUUUGGAUUUGAUAACUAGGCAGUUCAAGUACGAUAUUGAUACUGCGUCAGCUCCAAGAAACAUUUCAAUAGAUCACACAGAUGACGACUCUAUUAUUGUAUCAUGUGCAGAUCACUGUGUUUACAAGUAUUCAUUACUUAAUCAGGGAAAGUCAAUAGUUUGGAGGAGCGGAUCGCCAAAUGAGAGUGGAAAUUCUCAACAUCUUUUCAAAUAUCCAAGAGCAAGUAUUGUGGAUAUAGAUGGCAAUGUAUACGUGUGUGAUCAUGGUAAUCACCGAAUCAAGGUAUUAACAUCUAGCAAUGGCCAAUUUGUGAAAAUUAUUGGAAUAGAUCAAAAUUCAAUUUAAACGGCCUUGGGGUGUUUGUAUUGAUAAGGAUGGAAAUUUAGUUAUUAGUGAGAAGAAGAAUAAUAGAAUACAAAGAAUAUCAAAGGAAGGAGAUAUUUCACUCUUUAUGUUAGGAAAGAAAGGAUCAUCUCAAUACGAAUUUAACAAACCGAGAGGUAUAUUAAUUGACAAUCACACUGAGCAUAUGUUUAUUUGCGAUGGAGCUAAUCAUAGAAUACAGGUAUUUUCCAAAGCAGGAAAAUUAAUCAAAACCUUUGGUUCUGAAGGUUCCAAAUCAAGCCAAUUAUUUCAACCUCAUAGUUUAUGUUUUGAUUCAGUGAGUGGUCAAUUAUUUGUAGCGGAUUGUGGAAAUCACCGAGUACAGAUAUUCCAAUAAACUUUUAAUCGCUUUCACUGCUGCUUGAAUUGUCUUGCUUAGAGCUUAGAAACUUAAUUGCCUUGUUUGGUGAAUUCCAUGUAACCCAAUCUUUUUCCUUGUGAAUUGAAUGGAAAGGAGUUCUUUUUUGAACUAUCGUGUUCGUAAAGUGUAGAAUCUGAAAAGUUAGCAGUAAAUUUCUUUGUUCCGACUGUAAGUUCCAUAUAUCUUGGAUACCUGUCUCUAUGGUACUUUCGUUUUCCUCUCAGCAACUUGGCGCUUGUUUUGGCGUCGAAAAUUAUAAACUCCUUUCCCGAAUUAUAAACUGUGACCUUAUAUUUUGAAGCUUUCUUUUGCUUAAAUGGAGCGUAGGCAUGUUCAAGGAAAUUAUUCUUUGUAGGAUUGAAAGAGCCAAUAUGUUGUUGUCCUGGAUCUAUUUGAAUGAAUUCAAUUUGUGGAGAGAGGUUACUAUUCAUCUUUUUUGGUCUCAGAAUUUCCUGAAUGUCAUUAAGGGAGUACUCAAAGAAUGUUGAUAAUUUGAGGUUAUUGGUAAUGUAUUUUACACGUUGAUCUAUUUUUCUAAAUCCCUCACUUGCAGUGUCAUAUGCAAAAGUAAUGUCCACUUGUGAAUAGUCAUGCUUCUUUGAUGGUUCUGUUAGUGAUAAAUCUCUUUCUGUACUCUCUAUUGUUCUUCUUCCUUUAAUCGACACAAGAGCGUCAAAUUCGUGAAGUUUUUUAAACGAGUUGAUAAUCAUUAAAAUUCUUGCAAGACCAUUAAAUUGAGUGAUGGUUGGCUUUAGAUCACCUAAUAAAAUAGGAUUUACCACCUUCUUAAUAUC
Naegleria gruberi is the source of this 3036-nucleotide messenger RNA. Its product is annotated as NHL repeat domain-containing protein. Gene Ontology annotation, cellular component: chromatin; nucleoplasm. Gene Ontology annotation, molecular function: ubiquitin-protein transferase activity; zinc ion binding; protein binding. The record is from RefSeq and is a predicted model, not a curated record. The coding region runs from base 1 to 1842 and encodes 613 amino acids. NCBI's taxonomy places the organism in Eukaryota, Heterolobosea, Eutetramitea, Acrasida, Naegleriidae. Gene Ontology annotation, biological process: positive regulation of DNA-templated transcription. The transcript has a single exon.